Drosophila subpulchrella is the source of this 1876-nucleotide messenger RNA. RefSeq names its product alpha-taxilin. Bases 86 to 1648 code for a protein of 520 amino acids. The record is from RefSeq and is a predicted model, not a curated record. Gene Ontology annotation, molecular function: syntaxin binding. The transcript is spliced from 4 exons. NCBI's taxonomy places the organism in Eukaryota, Metazoa, Arthropoda, Insecta, Diptera, Drosophilidae.
AGCAACACAACAACAAAUAUAGUCAAAAUUCGAAAGAGGAAUAGAAUACAAGUUAUAUAUAGCACCGAUUUGAUCUGAAUAAACGAUGGAGAAGUUAAGCAAGGCGAAGAAGGUGGCGCGCGAGGAGAAGCAGCGUGACCAGAAGUUGGAGGAGUUGGUCAUGAAAUCCCUGGAGGAGUGCCCCUCCACCGAGGAGAAGGUGAAGCUGCUGCUGCAGCGCCAUGUGGACAGCGAGAAGAAUGUUAGCCGGCUGACGUCGGAGCUUCGCGUCCUGCAGCGCCACAUGGAGUCCCAGCAGCGGGAGAAGGAGCAGGUGCAGCGGGAUCUCAACAAGAGUGUCCUCAUGCGUGACAAACUCCAGGAGGUUUGCCGCGAGCAGCAGCGCAUCAUCAAGUCGGUGAAGAACGAGAGCCUCCUCCAAAUCAAAGUCGAGGAGGAGCGGCGCAAGGAGAGCCAAACCAAGUUCCAGAACUCCCUCAACGACGUCCAGAAAUCCCUGGCCAAGAACAACGAGGAGAACAUCAAGCUGCGCGAUUACAACAUCGAGAUGACCAAGAAGUUAAAACUGCUGGCCGAGCAGUACCAAACGCGGGAGCAGCACCUGGAGAAACUCAAUGAGCAAGUGCAGCUGGAGGCCCAGUUGCAUCAGGCCAAGUUGCAGAAAUGCCAAGUGGAGGCCGCCAUGGAGAAGGAGAUACUCGGCAAGGAAAACCAAAUUGGCCUGGAGAAACUGCUGCAGGCGCAGCGCGCCAUCAAGGAUCUCACCGAAAGGGAACACCAACUGAAGGAGCAGCUGAAUAUCUACACGGCCAAGUACGAUGACUUCCAGCAGUCGCUGCAAAAGUCCAACGAGGUAUUCGGCAGCUACAAGGUGGAGCUGGAGAAGAUGUCCAAGCACACGAAGAAGAUCGAGAAGGAGGCACUGGGCUGGCGCCAGAAGUACGAGAAGGCCAACGCCAUGGUGAUCGACCUGGCCACCGAGAAGAACCUGCAGACGCAGCACGCGGAGCGCCUGCAAAAGCAAAUACAGCAGCUGCAGAAGCUGCUGCGUGCCCUCCAGCUGGAGCGCACCACGUUGCACAAGUGCCUGCGGGACAACGAGAUUGAAAUUCCCGCCUUGCCGCAGUUGCCGCCCGAACCGGAGCCAGUGAAUGUAAAGCCCGUGAGUGCGGACAACGUUAAAAUGGAGAUGAUGACUCGCAAUUGUGCGGAACUGAAGCAAACGCUGGCCAAUCUGCAGAGUCAAAUGAAGAUGCUAACGGCCAGCGAAUCGAAGACGGCCAUCGAGGAGAAGAACAAGGCCGCCGAGGAGCAGAGGCAGGCGAACAAUGCCAAGAAGAAUAUACGCAAGAAGGAGAAGAAGUCCAAGGCGAAGGCAGCCGCAGCAGCGGCGGCAGCUGCAGCCGCAUCCACAUCGAAUGAGGAGCUCAACGGCGUUCAGGAGUUGGCCGACACGGAGUCCAAUGCCGAGCUGCAGGCAGAGGGGGAUGCCUCGUCAAACGGCGCCAAGGACGCCCAGGAGCAGGCCGUCCAGACUACUGCUACUGCCGUCACAGACUCCCAGGAGAUCGUGGGCGAUGGCGAUGCCUCCAAGCCACCCGUCGAUCUGUCCGAAGUGCCUGCCCUCAUCGAUGCCAAUGCAGACUAGAUUGUCGACUGACCUCCUGUUCUCCCUUCCAAAACCAAGGACGGCCAUGUAGCCCUCCCUUCAAAGCAUUUCGUGUCAUCAUGUCUCAACUGAAAAACGUCAUCAAUUACAAAUUUUGUACUAGUUAUUUAUUGUACUUUGUAUAUUGUAUUUAUUUAAAGGAGUCAACGGUGAUCGUGCAUUGCUGGUCAACAACAAAUUGAGUAAAACGUGUUUCCUGCAAACAAA